AUGGCUGCAUAUACUCCGCCUUAUCAUCCCACAACAACUACUCUGACUCUUGUCGACGCUAGCACUCUUCACGAUAAAACUAUACCAAGCGUGGUGGUCGGCAAAAAGGGCGAUGAAGAUCCGUUUCUCGUCACGUUGGAUCCAGACGAGCCUGAAAAUCCCGAUAGCUGGUCGCGCCUGAAGAAAUGGUCGAUCACGAUUCUAGGUGGUAUAUUGGUAUUGAACGCAACGUUUGCAAGUUCCGCUCCGUCAGGUAUUUUACCCCAUUUGAUGGAGAAAUACACAUUUUCGGAACAAGUUGGCGUACUCGUAAUAUCUCUCUUCGUAGCGGGAUUUUGUGUUGGACCUAUUCUGUGGGGGCCUCUGUCAGAAGAGUUUGGUAGACGGCCAAUAUUCAUUGUCACGUUUUUCGUGUACAUGUGUUUCCAAAUUGGUAUGGCUCUAUCACAGAAUACGGCUUCUCUGCUAGUAUUCCGUUUUCUUGGAGGGGUCUUUGCGGCUGGCCCUCUGACCAACUCUGGGGCUAUUAUAUCGGAUAUGUGGAAUGAUAAAGAUCGAGGGAAAGCACUAGCCAUCUUCGUGAUCGCUCCCUUUGCGGGGCCCUCUUUGGGACCCAUCGUUUCCGGGUUCAUCUCAGUAGGAGGGGCAUCGUGGCGCUGGUUGUUCUGGGUUUUGACCAUGUUUGCUGGUGUUUGCUGGUUACUAAUCCUUGUAAUGAUCCCGGAGACAUACAAGCCUCUCCUUCGAGUGUGGAAGGCUCGGAGGUUGAGGAAAGAAACUGGCGAUGAUCGAUACUACGCGCCAAUGGAAAGGGACACAAAGACCAUAGCACAACAGGUAGAGCAUGUCUUAGCCAGGCCCUUCAAAAUACUGGUACAGGAACCUAUGCUUAUUGCCAGCACCAUUUAUAUGAGUUUUGUCUAUGGGUGCCUCUACCUGCUUUUCGAGGCCUAUCCUAUCGUCUUCACAAAGGGACAUCAUUUCAACGCUGGAAUAACCGGUCUCGUAUUCCUUCCGAUCCUCAUUGGCGCAGCCAGCGCACUUGUCGUUUAUCUAUUGUCCCCAUCCUGUUCCACCAGAAUAUCGCCUGACCAUGUCCUUGUACGCCUCGCCGCUCUUUGCGAUAUCGUUUUUUUGGUUCGGAUGGACAAGCUAUCCGGAUGUAACAUAUUGGGCCCCGUUGUUGUCUGGCGCGUUGAUAGGCUUUUCAAUCAUGGGAAUAUUUAUACAUAUCUUAGUAUCGCAGCGUCAGCACUAGCGGCCAACACUAUUUGUCGUAGUCUCUUCGGUGCAGCAUUCCCCCAAUUUGCCAACCAGAUGUACGAGGCCAUGACUCCACGAUGGGCGUCAUCCCUGGUAGGCUUUGUAGCCCUGGCCAUGGUUCCCAUACCUUUUAUUUUUGUAAAGCAUGGCGCCAAACUUCGUGCCAAGUCGAAAUAUGCUCCCGUGGUAGAUACCACUCCGUUCCCGCCGUCCCUUCGGACGAAAGAGUCUGAUGUUUCUGCAGCAUGA
Messenger RNA from Desarmillaria tabescens, 1512 nucleotides. RefSeq names its product MFS general substrate transporter. The transcript has 18 exons. Lineage: Eukaryota; Fungi; Basidiomycota; Agaricomycetes; Agaricales; Physalacriaceae. Bases 1 to 1512 code for a protein of 503 amino acids. The record is from RefSeq and is a predicted model, not a curated record. Gene Ontology annotation, molecular function: transmembrane transporter activity. Gene Ontology annotation, cellular component: plasma membrane. Gene Ontology annotation, biological process: transmembrane transport.